Molecule: messenger RNA, 4237 nt
Organism: Hemibagrus wyckioides
Lineage: Eukaryota; Metazoa; Chordata; Actinopteri; Siluriformes; Bagridae
Gene: cdh19
Product: cadherin 19, type 2
Exons: 13
Coding region: 398-2740 (780 amino acids)
Biological process (GO): adherens junction organization; multicellular organism development; calcium-dependent cell-cell adhesion
Cellular component (GO): adherens junction; plasma membrane; catenin complex
Molecular function (GO): cadherin binding; calcium ion binding
Source: RefSeq, a predicted model, not a curated record
CACCACUGUUCUUCUUGAAAAGCUAUUGAGAAAUGAAUGGUGGUUUGGUGUGGCAAAAAUGAGAGGAGAAAGAAAGAGUUGGUUAUUGUGAGCAAAAUGGCCAUUGGCCUUCAGUCGUACUAUACAUUUUGUCAAGCUCUUUCUCUACCGGUUCUAGGCAAGCUGAUAAAAUUGAGUCAGAAGAAGAAAAACACCUCUGCAGGACUUUUCUUCUGUGGCUUCAACAGGCCCCAGCCAAUGGAGUACCCCAGGAUACCAUGGCACAUUCUACAUCUCAAUACUCUCUUAUAGAAGUCCCAUGACAAAUGGUUUCAGUAUUCUAAUGUUCUAAUUGACCCCAGACUUCUGACCACAUCAUCUGGAAAAGAGAGAGGGAGUAACCGGAAGAAGCCAACCAAUGAGUGGCUGUUCUGUUUUUCUUUUGAUCAUCAUGAUCACCUUCAUACCUGGGUAUGUGGGAACUAAGCUAAGACUGUCUCGACAAGGACUAAGUGACUGCCAACUCACUGAAGGUCUCCGUGGAUUCAGAGUCAAACGUGGCUGGAUCUGGAACCAACUGUUAGUUGAAGAAGAAGAUCCAACUCCAAAAAUAAUUGGACAGCUAAAAUCAACCUACGACACAGGAGACUUUGCCAUCCACUAUAUCCUUUCUGGAGAGGGAGCAGGAGAGAUCUUUUACAUUGAUGAGUUCACUGGUGAAAUUCAUGUUCAUAAGAGCUUGGACAGGGAAAAGAAGGCAUUCUAUGUGCUCCACGCUGAAGCUAUUGACCGUAGAACUGGCCAGCCAGUGGAGCCUGAGUCAGAGUUCAUCAUCAAAGUCCAGGAUGUCAAUGACAAUGCUCCUCAUUUCAUAAAUGAACCUUACACUUCCAGUAUCCCUGAAAUGAGUCCAAUGGGGACUACAGUGCUUCAAGUGACAGCCAUAGAUGCAGAUGACCCCAUGUUUGGGAAUAAUGCUAAACUCAUCUAUUCCAUUCAGCAAGGAGAGCCCUACUUCUCAGUGGAGCCAAAGACAGGCACAAUAGUGACAUCCUGGCCAAACAUUGACAGAGAAGCAAGUGAGAAGUACUUUGUUGUAAUUCAGGUGAAAGACAUGCUUGGAAAUACUGGAGGCUACAGUGCUACAACAACAGUGACCAUCACCCUAACUGAUGUGAAUGACAAUGGGCCUACCUUUCAACAUAACCUGUACACAUUUGCCAUUCUGGAAUCAGCACCUGUUGGCACAACAGUUGGUAGGGUCAUGGCAGAGGAUGCUGAUUUUGGCAUAAAUGCCAGGAUGAACUACACUCUAGAUGACCUGGAGGAAAGCGCCACUUUCAGGAUCCAGACAGACCCUACCACAGAGGAGGGUAUAGUGAUACUGGCCAGACCUUUAGAUUAUGAGAGCAAGAGGCGCUUUGUGAUUGCCAUAGAGGCCAUAAAUUCUUUUGUGGACACACGAUUCCUAAGCAUCAAUGAAUUUCGGGACAGGACAAUGCUCAAAAUCUUGGUGAUGGAUGUUGAUGAACCACCUGUCUUUUCUGCACCAUUCUAUGAGUGGAAAAUUCUAGAGAAUGCACCUGUUGGUACAUUAGUUGGCACAGUAUGUGCCAGAGAUGCAGAUGCUGCAAAUAACCCUAUCAGGUUUUCCAUAUCCAAUAACAUUAAGCUGAAGAAUGUCUUUAGGAUUGAUAACAAUAAUGGAACAGUGUUUCUGGUCAAACCUCUGGACAGAGAGACUGCAGCAUGGCAAAAUCUUACUAUUAUUGCUAAAGAAACAAAUAAAAAUCAACUCUCCUCAGUUUCUGUGGUCAUUCAAGUCCUAGAUGUCAAUGACAACAUACCCACUCUGUCUAGGGACUACCAGCCUUAUGUGUGUGAGGGCACACAGGCAGGGGAAGUCAUCCAGGUUAUAAGUGCUAUGGAUGCAGAUGAUCCAGCAGAAGGUCAUCAUUUUUAUUUUUCCAUGAUGCCAGAUAAAAUCCUUAACCCCAACUUCACCAUCAGGGACAACCAAGACAACACAGCAGGCAUUUUGACCCGUCGUAGCACAUUUACACGUCAUGAUCGUAUACUUUAUCAACUUCCUGUGGUCAUAACAGACAGUGGCUCUCCUCCUCUAUCCAGCACGGCCACUUUCACCAUCAGUGUGUGUGUAUGCCAGUCUAGAGGGCACUGCGAAUCUAGUGGAAUGGAAGCACUGGCCCUAUCUAUGCAGGCCCUUCUAGGCCUCUCGAUUUGCUUCAUCACAGUAAUAGUGCUUGCAUUACUAAUGGUAGCUGUGUGGAAACACAAGAUAGUACAACAGCAGAAACCUGUCAUGGAGGAGCUUGACACAGAGGAGUACUCAAAGAAAAUCAUACAUUUUGAUGAGAGUGAAGGUAUUCCGGAUGCACCCAACCAGAUAGUGCCACUAAGGCCACACCCACACUGCCGCAAGAGCACAUUUUGUAGAGAGGAAAUGGCAGCAAGUGUACGUCUAUCUCUAUGUCACUCUCACCUUAUUGGUCCGGAGGAUGAAGUCUUCCACCAAUUUAUGAUAGAUCGGCUGGCUGAGGCUGACCAGGACCCCUGUGUCCCUCCCUAUGACUGCUUGCACUAUUAUGUUUUUGAGGGUACUGGAUCACUCGCAGGCUCCCUUAGUUCAUUGGAGUCCUCAAACUUUGACCCUUAUUUAAAUCGGCCAUAUGACCCUGGCCCAGGGUUUUUAAGACUGUCUCGCUGGCAAGGUGCUAAUGAUUAUGAUACAUCAUUCUGAACUGAAGAAAAAUAAAGGUAUAACAGUAAAAAUUAUGUGUUGGAUUUACUUAAAAAUAUACAUGCACUAUUUUUUGCAUCACACUUUUUAGGUAAAUUCAACUUAAAGCAAUUUAAUGUAAAAUUGAGAAGAAAAGGUUUGUUAAGGUACAUAAAUAUUUGAGUUAAGUGUACAUAAAUGUACAAACAUCCUUUAAUCAAAAAAAUGGAUUUACCAGUAAAAUUCAAGUUGUGUAAAUUAAAUAAUUAAGCUUUUAUACAUUUAGAUCUAGAGCUAUUGAAUAAAUAUAUAGGCAAACUGGUCUGCAUUACAUCAAAACAUUCAGUGUCUUAAACAAACUAUACAAUUAGUAUAUUAAUUAGUAAAUAAACAUUUUAUUUUUGAAUGAAGCUUGCAAUACUAUGGUAUACAAAUAAACUGAGUACAGCUUAAUAAGAAAAUUGUGUUUUGUUUUGUUUGGUUUGGUUUUGAUUACAAUACUUCUCCACAAAGUAAAAUAGACCGAAAACCAAAAAUCAUAUCAAAUUAUAUAAAAUAAUACGUCUGAAAAGUAUGUGGCAAAGUUGAUAAAAGGAAGUGCACAACAAGUCCAUUUCUUUAUUUUUAACCUUUGCAAUCCUUCAUCAAAGACUAACAUUUCUCCAACAUUUACUUCUGGAACAUGGAACAAAUUUCACAAUUUUCACAAAAGAGAGUGCAGGCUAACAAUGAAGAACCUGUGAACCAAUGAAGUUGUUGGAAAGUAAUAGUCAGUACAAUAACAAUGAAAUCUUUUAUUUCAAUAAAGAAUCCUGUUCUUCAGAGAAUUAAUCUUUAGAGAAAGUUUGCCAUUGCACUGCUCAAAAAAAAAAACUUAAAAAAAUAAGGAAAAAAAAAAGAAAAAAUUCAAAUGUAUAUCUGAGUUCUUUAAGGAAACUCAAAUUAUUUAUGUAUAAUAGGCCAUAUAGCAAAGCACAAGCCUUUAGGCAAACCUCUAUGCCUUCCAGCAUUGUCCCAGUCUCUGAUCUGAAGGUUCAUCCAUGAAACCACCUUUCAUGAGAAUCCUCAGUGUGUGCUGUACCAGUUCAUCCAGGUCCACAUAAGUGUCCUUACAAAAUUACUUUACAAAUAUUAUUUGGCAUGUUUCCAAUCGGUUUAUAGUGGGGAAAAAUAUAGUGCAUUUAAAUAACAGAAAAUGAGAUAUUUAAUAAAUAAAAUAAAUGUUACAUUCUGUUGUGUCAUUUCAAUCUAAUUGGGUAACAUUGAUUGCAAUUGUCCAAGAUGUAUAUGAUUUACUAUCUUCAGAUGAACAAAAAUCCAAAAAAGCUAUUGCUUUAAAAAUCCUUCAAAGUGAAGAGUAACUAAUCCAUACAACCCCAGUUGAUGAUCAAAUGUCUUCUGAAGCAAAAGUUCGGCAUAUGUCAUAAAAUUACUAAUGCUCUAUAGGCAUGAACAGAAAUCCAGUAAGCCCCCUCAGUUUAGUGAAAUCAGGAAUAUGGAAAGAUGUUGAACAUGUUU